Messenger RNA from Paramecium tetraurelia, 1320 nucleotides. RefSeq lists its product as uncharacterized. Gene Ontology annotation, molecular function: ATP binding; protein kinase activity. NCBI's taxonomy places the organism in Eukaryota, Ciliophora, Oligohymenophorea, Peniculida, Parameciidae. The transcript has 4 exons. The record is from RefSeq and is a predicted model, not a curated record. Gene Ontology annotation, biological process: protein phosphorylation.
AUGCUUAAUCUAAAAUUGUUUAACAUUCUAUAACCACAUGAGAUAAUAAUCCAAUAGAAUUAAAUUCUAAUUAUAAUGAAGGAUUGGAGAUAAUAUCGUUUGUCAGAAAAUUAAUUGAAUAAAUAAAAUAUCGAAUUUAUCCUUCUUUAGUUGGCAAUAACCUUAAAUGAACUAAGCUAGAAAAAAAUUACUUGGAAUCUGUAAUCCAUUUCACAAUUAUAUUUAAUUGAAGACUGUGUUUUUCUAUAAUUAUUUGAUUUAGAAGAUUCACACUUAAAAAUGACUACUCCUAACAUUGAUAUUUUUAAAAGUUUCGUACGUAAAUACUUUCCAUAGAUGAUAUAAAUUCUAGAUAUCAACAUGGAUAAUUUUGAGAAAAUUAUAAACUAUUUGCUUUCAUUUGUUAAAGGUUUGAGAAUAAAUUAAUAAAAUCAUUUUGGUUUAAAUCUAUUUUUUAAAAUUCUGCAAAUUUCAUCUUCAUAUGGUAUGGAAGAUAUAUAUACAGUGGAAUUCAACACUCCAAAAGUAUUUGAAACUGUUUUUGGUAUUAAAUCGAAGAGUCUUUUAUAUAGAAGCUAUGACCUAUCUAAACCCAAUAGAAAUUAAUAAUUAGAAUAUUAAAAUAGAGAAAUUUUUGUGACAGAGAAGUUGUCUAAUACUUCCAAUAUUCUAAUUAACUUCUCUUACUUGAGAUUAUAUAAUUAAACUUUUUUUUUCCAAAAGAAAUUUAUUAUGACUUUGGCUGAGGCAGCAGAACAAAAAAAGGCUCAAAACAUUGAUAACAUUAUAUAUAGAAAAGUAGCCUGUAGAGCCAUUAAUGAAUUGAUUAAAGGAAUUUCGACAUUUCACUAAGAAGGUAUCAUGCAUAGAAAUAUCUCACCAUAAUCAAUUUAUAUUGAUAAUGAAAACUUAGUUGAUGCUCACUUUUACAUAGGAGACCAAGAGAAGGCUAAAGAGGAAAAUUUGAAUAAUUGUGGUACUCAAUAAAGUAGCUCAUACUAAUUUCAUGCUCCAGAGGGAAUGUAAGAUAUCACGAUGAAAUCUGAUAUAUAUUCAUUUGGAUUAGUCGCUUUAUUAAUAUUAAAUAAAGGAGCCCCUUUAUUUUCUUUUUGCUUUUUAGAUGCAGAGGAAAUUGAAAAGAAAUUUAAUGCUGAAUACAUUAACGGUUUAUUGAUUAAAAAUAAACUUGAAUAUGACAAGAAACUUAUUGAAAUUAUUGUAGAAUGUUUGAAAUAAAAUCCAAAAGAAAGACCUGACCUUGUUGAUAUUGUGAAGUAGGAUCAGAAUUGUGUAUAUAUUAUUAAUAUUUCAGCUAGAUGA